Messenger RNA from Haliotis rufescens (red abalone), 2377 nucleotides. Its product is annotated as legumain-like. Bases 74 to 1384 code for a protein of 436 amino acids. Gene Ontology annotation, molecular function: cysteine-type endopeptidase activity. The transcript has 13 exons. The record is from RefSeq and is a predicted model, not a curated record. Lineage: Eukaryota; Metazoa; Mollusca; Gastropoda; Lepetellida; Haliotidae. Gene Ontology annotation, biological process: vacuolar protein processing.
UGUACGGGCACCUGUUUGUAAAUAUAGCCAAGUCGCGUGCCUGUCACAGUAAAUUGCUGAACGUCCGGGAAAGAUGGCACGAAAAUUGUUAGCUCUCCUUCCUCUGUUAGUGGCAGCGUAUGCCCGAAGUAUAAACGAAGAGUCGAAACACUGGGGAGUGAUCGUCGCAGGUUCCAAUGGCUGGUUUAACUACAGGCAUCAGGCUGAUGCAUGCCAUGCAUACCAGAUCUUGCGUAAGAAUGGAAUCCCAGAGGAAAGGAUCAUCACCAUGAUGUAUGAUGACAUCGCCAACAACAGAGAGAAUCCCACGCCAGGAAAGAUCAUCAACCGUCCCGAUGGCCCUGAUGUUUACCAUGGCGUCAAGAUCGACUACAGGGAGGAGGAAGUGAACCCUGAGAACUUCCUGAAGGUUCUGAAAGGGGACAAGGAAGGAAUGGUCGGCAUCGGAAAUGGGCGGGUGCUCGAGAGCGGACCAAAUGAUCAUGUUUUUGUGAACUUUGUUGACCAUGGAGCUCCAGGAAUUAUUGCAUUUGGGAGCAAGUUUCUCCAUGCCUCGGAUCUCCACCACACCAUCCUCACGAUGAACAAGGAACAGAGAUACGGCCAGAUGGUGAUCUAUGUGGAGGCUUGCGAAUCUGGCUCGAUGUUUGACAAGAAUCUGCUCCCCAAGGACAUCAACGUGUUUGCCACAACUGCCGCCAACGCCCAUGAGUCGUCCUAUGCCUGCUACAUGGACAAGGAACGAAAGACCUUCCUGGGAGAUGUGUACAGUGUCAGGUGGAUGGAAGACUCUGAUAAGGAGAAUCUUAGCACUGAGACACUGACUAAGCAGUUUGAGAUUGUCAGACGGGAAACCAACACAAGCCAUGUCAUGGAAUUUGGAAAUCUGACAAUGGGAAGUAUUGAUGUUGCUGAAUUCCAAGGGAAGAACAUGGAAAUGCAUAUCUUUGACAAACAGCCGAUUCCCAAUCCCAAUCUGGAUGCAGUGCCAUCAGAGGAUGUUGAGAUGAACAUUCUGCAGCUGAAGGUCCAACUGGCGGAGUCUGAUUGGGAGCGGGAGCUGGUCAGCCAGAAGCUUGAGGAUCUCAAAAUUACCCGCAGGAGGACAGAGGAGACAUUCAAGCAUAUCAUGGCCCUGUCUGUGAACAACAACAAGGACCUGGUGUAUGACCUGAUGACAGAGCGACUCCCCCUGCUCGCACAUGACUGCUACAAACCAGUGACAGAGUACCUGAGGACCAACUGCCCGGGUCUUAACUUUGUUAAGAAUGACUACGCCCUGCGACAUCUGUACACAUUUGUCAAUCUCUGCGAGCACCAAACGCCCCAAGAGGCAAUCAUGGGAGCCAUUGACAAGACUGCAGAAGAUACAGAUCUUUGUUAAGUAUGGGUAUUAAUAGUUGCCUUCCCUCACCUUGCCUGCUUUUCGAGAGGUCAAGGUUAUGACCUUCCAUUUUGAAGGUCAAGGUAACAUUCCCCCUUGAUAUGAUCACAUUCAACCUGAAUGCCUUUGUGAUACAAGACCGUUAUUAUGAUACAAUUAAUUCAUUAUAUAUGUAUUGAAAAAAACAUGUGUCCAGAACUGAUAAUUUUGUCAAUGAAAGAACAGAUUUGGCUUCAAACAAAAAUCUAAUUUGUAUAUAUAUGUAUUUAUAUUUACAGUCAUAGCAAUAUUUUAGUCAAGAUUACUUUCAUUUUUUGUUCAUGUUGUUCAUUUAAGUAAGUCUGACACAUUUACAGGUCUCUAUUUUAAAAUGUAAAAAUUGAAACAUGUACUUAAUUCUUAUAUUUUACAUGUACUUAAGAAAUGCAGCAUUCAUAAACAUAAGAAUUGUCAUGGCAUUUUGCAGGACAUAAUAUAUUUGCAAACAUACUCAACAUUCCUUACAUAAUGGAGCAUUUAAUUGCUGUAUCGUCUGUGAUGGAAUCAACACUGUAUGUUUUGCUUUCUACAGAAGCUCAAGCACAUAUCUGAAUCAAAAUGCUGCAUAUGUGAUUGUUGUGUGAUGUGUUCAUCUUUGUUGAUUGUAUUUAGGAAAAGACUGUACACACGUGAGAAAGUUGAUUCGUCCUGUUUUUUUAUAUGACACACACUUAAUCUUUAUAUGAUGGCUUUAAAGUGUCACAGUGGAAAUGUUCUGAAUAGAAUUUGAGUAUAUUUUUACAUUUUUCUUCUAAUAACAAUACUAAAAGGUAUUAAAAGUUCAACACUUUGUUUUUAAAUGAAACUUAUUGAACUUGUUGGUAAUUAACUUUUCAAUUUAGAACUAAACACGUUCUUUGAAAGUAGUGUGAAAUAUUACGUUUUGUACAGAAGAUAUCUAAUAUUUGAAUAUAUCUUAUGGCAAAGUGAUUUCAGAAUAAAUUGUCAAUCUUA